Molecule: messenger RNA, 723 nt
Organism: Vittaforma corneae ATCC 50505
Lineage: Eukaryota; Fungi; Microsporidia; Nosematidae
Exons: 1
Coding region: 1-723 (240 amino acids)
Source: RefSeq, a predicted model, not a curated record
AUGCAGAAUAAUUCUCUGGCAGCCGAAGGCGUCACCAAAAUUAAGGAAUUUGCAACAACCGUAUUGAGAAAGAUUAGAAAACUAGAGUAUAAAAACGUGCAGUUAAUUCCGGGAUAUGAAAAGUCGGAGGAGGAGUACUGUGCGCUUAAGAAGAGCCUAAACAAUGCAAACAUAAUGAUAAAAAAUCUGAUGAGCUACGAGCAUGGAAAUAGAUUCCUGAAGGUUCUAAAGAAUGGCAUGGAGUCAAUAAGUGAGAAAUCAGCGCUGAAUGUAUACAAGAACAAGGAUGUUUUUGAGGAGAUGUCGCUGAUGGCCAGAAGAAUGAGCAUGAUGAAUCUGGAUCCAGAAUGCAAAAGGUCAGCAGAGAAAUUCUCAGGUGCAUACAAAAAACUUUCAGAGUCAAAGAAGACGCUGAAUUCAAGACUGGAAAGUAUCAGGUUGCAGCUGAAGGAAAAGAGGAACCAAUGCAUUGAGAUUGAUAAGAAUAGAAAGAAGGUUAAAAACAUGAGAUACGACCUUGAGAUUCUUCUGCAGGAUGGAGGAUAUAACGGAGAAAUAAGGGAUGUAGAAAAGAAAGAGUUUUCAACGUUUUCAGCACAGGUUUUGAAAAUGAUGUUACAGUUUGUUGAUGAUGCUUCAGUUGGAAAAGUGUUGAAGAGUGUUGCAAAGGAGUAUUCAAGCCAUUUAAAGGAGACGGCAGAAAUAUUAAGCACAGUAGAGUAG